Messenger RNA from Hydractinia symbiolongicarpus, 5130 nucleotides. RefSeq lists its product as uncharacterized. Lineage: Eukaryota; Metazoa; Cnidaria; Hydrozoa; Anthoathecata; Hydractiniidae. The record is from RefSeq and is a predicted model, not a curated record. Gene Ontology annotation, cellular component: membrane. The transcript has a single exon. Bases 232 to 3756 code for a protein of 1174 amino acids. Gene Ontology annotation, molecular function: G protein-coupled receptor activity. Gene Ontology annotation, biological process: G protein-coupled receptor signaling pathway; cell surface receptor signaling pathway.
CAUUCUCACUUCUUGUAAGAACACUUAGUGCAAAGUCAUCGUUAUCGUGAUUGCAUUAAUAACACUGCAUAGUAAACAUCUUUGGGAAUAUUUUCUGAUAUGUUAUCGACACGAUUGACGAAUGAAGGCAGAAUAUACACAAGUUUUUUAGACGUAUUUUCACAGACGAGAACAGUGAAACAUAUAUAAGUAUCAAUAAGCAUGCUAUCGUUAAAUUUAAGAAACAUCUAGAUGACAAUGUGGUUUUAUUUUGUUUUGUUGAUAUCAUUUCUUCAUUCGUCCAUUCAACAAAACUUCCCAGCUAAAGAAUUUUUUAAUGUAUCAGAAUUUAAGUCCGGGUAUCCGUUCCGUUUGUAUCUAUGUACAUCUGAAUUAAUUAAUGGCGAAACUAGAUGCUGUGAUUGCGAUGACACUUGUAUGAAAUAUCGAACAUGCUGCAUUGAUAAAUUAUGGACCUUUAAAGAAGUUCCAUUAAACGAGUAUCUAUUUGGGUUCUUACAAGAGUCUAAGAAACACAAAAAUAUAUCAUGUGCGCAUGUUUUGAGUCAUCCUGCACACACCAGUGACACAUUUUUAAUGGUACAGUCUUGUUUACCUGGAGCUGAUGGAGAUGACGUCGCCAAUUGUGUAUCUCCUGGUUUGGAUAUAAAUAAACACAUGCCAGUUGUGGGAAGUGAUAAAUAUUUAUAUCGAAAUAAAUAUUGUGCUAAAUGUAAUUUUGUUACUUCGUAUAAAAAUUUAAACAUCAAGGGACGGUGUCAAAACGUGUCAUUGCUAUCUGUCAGCAAAUCAAUGUCUUGGGAAAUUUUGUCUAACUUAACUAAAUGUGAGUUUACUUUGGAGAGAAAUGAUCAUAAUUUGCAAUUUAAAGCGUGUACAUUAAAUCCAGAUUGUAAGAGAAUGAAUAAUAAUUAUGAACUGUGCAAAAGUUAUGGUGGAAGUAUCCACUCGUACAAGAAUUACCAUUGCUAUAAAUGUCAAUCUAAACCAAAACUUAUUACUGAUAAAUGCAUAAGUGAUUGUAGAAAGUUACAAACUUGCAACGAUCACAAAGACGACAUUCUGAUAUUCUCAUUUACCCUGACACUGAAAGAGACAAAAGUGAAAGUUAUAAAUUUUAGACAGAAAUUCCCUAUCAGAGAAUUUAUGAACAUACCAUUGAAUCACAAGUUUGAACCAAAAAAAGGGUUGCAACAGUACCUUUGCAGCGGAUCGGGGGAUAAAUGCUGCGAUUGCACCGCAUAUUGCAUGAGCAGAAAACAAUGCUGUAUUGAUAAACUCUGGAAUGAAACACAUCCUGAACCACUGUACACUUACUUAGCUAAAUUUUUAAGCAAAGGAAAGACAUAUGUAGACUAUUCUUGUGAACCAGUUUUACCUUAUGCUAAAUUAAUUAACCAUGACACUGAGUACAGAUUGAUGAUUAAGACAUGUCAUCCUAGUGCAAGUGCAGAUGACCAGAAGUUGUGUCAGAAUCCUCCAAAUUCGUUCAAUUCAACGCUGCUGCCAGUUUUUGGGUCGGAUGAGCGUCUCUACAGAAACUCUUACUGCGCCCGAUGCAACUUUCUUCGAGAAUUUCAAACCAUUAAUGUUACAGCAGAUUGCGGAAGUACAUGGCCAAAUGGUGAAGAUUUUGAGCGCUUGUAUUAUAACUCAACGAUUACUUUGGAUCUUCAGGAAAACUUUCGCCAAUGCAAGUUUUCCUUAGCAAAAUCGAUAACCAAAACAGAGGGAUGUGACAAUAUACCAAAAUGGGAUAGGGAUUGUGCACCUAGGAGUGAAUAUUACGACUUAUGCUCUUCAUACGGGGGUAUCGUGGGGAAAUAUUCAAAUUACCAUUGCUGGAGAUGCAACAACGAACCUGUUCCGGAUACCAUACCUCCACUGAAAACUUGUCCACACAUCAGAUGUCCUGAUUGUUUCACUCAACUACCUCGACCUUGGUCGAUUUUGAUUAAUUUUUCAGGAAAAUCGACAUUUUCUCUUGAUGGAUUUGGCGAGAAAACUGUUUGCAAGAAAAAUACCGUUUUUGACGUCAAAACGUCCAAAUGCGUUACAUUUAUUUGUCUAAAAAACUAUUACCCUGCCAACGGAAAAUGCAUGCGACGUAAAUUAACACCAACAAACAAGCCAAAUAUCACUAACCCUGACUUUGACAACUGCAUUAUGACUCAGAAACACAAACUCUACAUUUUUCUGAAAAACUCAUCUUCUAUCGAUACCAUGCAUGUUGCGUCCACAUUAAGUAAAUUAGCAAACAACUCAGUCUCAUUAAAAAAACAAAGUGAAGAAAAUAAUCGAUUACAAGAAACAGAUGUAUUCUUAACUCAAGAUUUAUUCAAAAUAUUUACGAAUAUAAGUUUAUUAAAACCGUUAUGGAAAUAUGUGGAAAGCUUGGUAAUUGUUAAAGAUACAGGUGGUCAAAUAACAAAAUUAUACGGAUUUGAUGUUUCACGCAUGUUUUCAAAUAGCAGAGUAUGUGCUCAGCCAUACGUAUCCACUAUAAACAACGUCAAUUUCUCAAAAAAUUGCGAUUUAAAUGAACACAACAAUUCUUAUUCCAUUCAAAACAUAUCAAUAUGGAUAACAUUGAAAGAAAAUAAUAUUUCAAGGUUUUACAGCAGUUGUAACAGAUUCCACUUGCAUUCUAAAUGUUUGUUGCGAAGAUUACCGGAAAACAUAACUCUGAAAAAUGGAAAUCUCCACGUCGGUAAAAACACAACAUAUGUAGUUGAACAGUACAUGCCACUAGAGGAUGGUUUUGCUGUUUGUAUUCACACUAACAAACAAAUACAUUAUAAAUGGUUAGAAGAUUUAAGAAAUGUGGAAUACUAUGUCUCUAUUGUUGGAACAUCGCUUAGUAUACUUUCCUACGCUUGGAUUAUAGUCACAUUUAUACUGUUUAAAGAGUUAAGGACUUUACCUGGUUUAAAUACAUUGGGAAUGUGCUCAUCGCUUCUGGUUGCAGACAUUUUCUUCCUCCUUGCGACUACUUCCAACGCGAGCUAUCACCUUUGUCUUUCUGUUGCAAUUUUUCUUCAUUGGAGUCUGUUAGUGUCGUUCACAUGGUGUACAGUAAUAGCUUUUGACUUGGUGUCAACGUUUGGUAGUUUUGUGGUUAUGUCAAGACGAAGUAGCAUGAAGAAAUUCGCACGACGAUAUUUGUUUGUGCUUGCAUUGCCAACUUUAAUAGUGGUGAUAACAGUAACUUUAGAUCAAGGAUCGAAUGUUAAUGUGGGCUAUGGAAUUAAUCAUAUUUGUUGGAUUAAUUAUCUUCAUGCACGAAUUGCAGCUUACAUUGUCCCCAUAUUACUGGCAUUUUUAGUGACGUUGAUUUCACUUUCUUAUACUAUAUAUAAAAUUCAUAACAAUAUUCAAACCAAUCAGAAUGUGUUGAAAAGCGAGUCCAAAAAUGCUUUGAAAACCAUAAAGAUUGCAUUAAAACUGAUUAUCACACUUGGUUUAAUUGAGGGAAUAGGAUUUAUUCAAAUCGUGAAAACGGAUCUUAGUGAACGUGAAUUGGCAGUCAAUGCCAGUUUUGGAUUCGUGUAUUCUUUACUUCGAAGUUUACGUGGUGUUAUGUUGUGGUUGGUGUACAUAUUUGGUGCCAAAGCAUUUUCUAUGUAUAACAAACGUAUUCAGAGUUUUAGAAGAAAGCAUGCGGAAGAAUCUACGCAUUUAAGCACCAAAAGUACAGGACUUAACUUGUCUAAUGGGGGAAUACAUGGUGUAACCGUUGCAGAUUCCAAACAUUAAGAUUUUUAGAUUUUUGCAAUUUAUUCAAAAUACCUACACAUGUUUUUAACAAUGUAUUUUGCAUGAACUUUGUCUCCAGGUUUUUUUGCCUUGUUGACAUCAAGGCGGGCGGCGAAAUUUUGUUUAGCCGUCGAGUAAGCGCCAGCGGCUUUGGUAUAGGCGACAAACACUAAGGAGGAGGAUGAUUUUGCAUCUGCUUUCCAAUCCCAUUUUAAUAAUUUACUGAGAAUACAUUAUUACAGAAUACAUUAAUUGGUUUUUAAAUUUAUAGGUGCUUAUGAAAUGAAAUGCUUUUGCCAAUGUAUUAUAGUUUCUUUGCUGCAUGUGUAAUGUGAGUUAACUCUCUCCAUUAUCGUCUACAAGCCUAGCUACCUUUCAAUAUGACCAUUACACAAUUUGUGAAUUUUUAUUUGCUGACCAUACAUAAACAAAAUACCAUGCAGCUGGAUGUUUAUUUAUAAGCAAUUAAUUUGAUUUGAUUUUAAUUUUAAUCUCAAUUGUAUAAGGAAAGUUUAAUUUUCACUUGAAAGUUGUGGAAAUAAAAUGUUACUCCUAAUUUUCAAACUUUUUUGUUAAGAUGAUGACAUUAUUUUUAAAUUGUACCUCAAUUUUAUAAUUUAUCUGAAAGAGAGACUUUUAAUUCUUCUAACUAUCAGAUUAUUUGUAUCGUUUGACAACUGACUAGUUUUUUGACCCAAAGCUUUUUUUUCGCGAUUAAACCAUUUUAAUGUUUUUUUUGAAGAAUUAUUUUCAAUAAUUUAGCAUUAUUUCGGAUUUUUAUUUGAUUUCAGACCUAUUUAUUGAGAUAAGAAAACCUUAAAUUGAACUUUCUCAUAUAACAGAGGGUGGAUAUUAUUUUUAUCAACUGCAAAAUAGAAAAUUUUAAAAGGUAAACUAGAGCAGAAGAAACAAAAAUAUCUUUUUCUGUUUUUUUCAAAAUUUUUGCGAAGAUAUUUGCAACGAAUAUGUAAUUUCUAUUAAUUUUGCGAAUUCACCUUGCCGGAAAUUAUUCGCGUAAAUAAAUUUUCGCAAAUAUGUAUCAAUUAAUUUUUGCAAAAUUUAAAUAAGUUAAUGUAAUUAGCGUCCCGAGAAUUAUUAAAAUAGCAUGGUCUCUUUUUUAACUAUUUUUAAAAUAAUUUUUAACCUAUUGCAUGCAUACUCUUUGUUAUAUUUUUGAUGAUUCAAAUUUUUUCACGUUAAUAUGUGGCGAAAAUGACACUGAUUUGCAAUUAUAAUUUAAACGCAUUUCAGGUUAAAAAUAAAUUAAACAAUAACCGAAAUAAUGAAGAGGGGUGAUUCAUUUCGAAAACUGCUUAGAGGAUCAUUUUUUAAUGCUUUUAUAAGCAUAAAAAGUUAAAUCUCUUGUUAGAGCCU